Pocillopora verrucosa is the source of this 1806-nucleotide messenger RNA. RefSeq names its product DELTA-alicitoxin-Pse2b-like. The record is from RefSeq and is a predicted model, not a curated record. Lineage: Eukaryota; Metazoa; Cnidaria; Anthozoa; Scleractinia; Pocilloporidae.
CUAAUAGCCAGAGCGCCCUAGUGAAAAAGACUCCAUUCGAUUUCGUGCCUUAUCACAAGCAUCAAGGUAGAGACACUCUUUAUGCAGGAAAUCAUGUUUGUCUCCCUGCUACUGUUGCUUUGCGUGACCCUCGCAAUUCCUGAAGCCAGUCAAGCUACCGAUAGUGAAUCAGAGGGACUCGGAAAGGUGGUUUACCUUCCGAAGAUAAACUUAUUGGCCGACUUUCAUGAAAAAGAGAAUCGCAUCUAUGAACCUCUACCAUCAGAAUGCUUCACCAAGAAACCCUUGAAGUCCUCAAGCAGCAAAUUCGAUUACUAUAAAAGUACCAAGGAAUUGUAUAAGUCACUGGCCACCGAGUCAAGCCUGAGCGCCUCGUUAACCUCGACGUUUACUUUGAGCGCUACUGUAUCAGUGGCAACAAAGAGCAAAAGUUCAUUGAAAACAGAAGUGAGUGGCAUAUCUUUGAUCAAGGAGGCGUUGACAGAAAAGAUUUACGUCAAUAAAGAAUGCCUUGUGAAUGCCAAAAAAUCCACCCUCGAUGGAGGUUUUCUGGACUAUUUAGAAAACCUGCCAUUAAAAAUUGAAAAGCCUUGGUCUCACAAUUCUUGGAGAGCAUAUCGUACUUUCCUAGAUAAAUAUGGCUCCCAUGUCAUAACAUCUAUGAGGCGCGGAUCAAGGUUCCAGCAAAUGGUCUUCGCAGAGAGCUCUCAAUCGUAUAGCGAGAGAGAUUUCCAGGUGAAAGCAUGUGUCUCGGCUGCAGGUCCCACGUCUGUUGGAAAGCUUGGCGUUUCUGCUUGUUCUAAAAUAGGCAGCAAUGAAAUAUCAAAGGCAAGCAAGAUGAGUGUUAGCGAGACACGGUUCGUCAGGGGAGGACUAAGGGCAACAAAUAGCGAGCUGGCAAAUGGAGAAACGUCAGCUGAACUGAUUAUAAAACUUAUGAAUGAAGCUGAUGAGGCACCUUCGCCUGUCCAGCAUACCUUAAUGCCGAUUUCGCGCAUAUUACAAAGCCGCUUUAAACCAGGAUCUAAUAAUUACAUCCGAGCAACAAACCUCGAGUACUACUACAACGGUUACUUAAGUUACGGUUGUACCUACAAGACACUCAAUGGUGUCGAACUUCAAAAAUUCGACUACACCAAAGGAUCAAAGGAAGAAUAUCCAGAAUUCGAAUGUUCUAUCCCAAAGGAAGGUUGUCAUAGCGACAAUGACUGUUACUACAUGGUUGGUGUCUGGUGCAAUUGCGGGGGAAGAUCAUGCGUUCGUCACAAGUCGGAGAAACAAAUCCUAGGUAGUUCCAAGGAAACUGCAUAUAUGAACACGGCAACAUGGGACUGGAAAGGAUGCGAUUGGAAAGUCUGGGGGUCGGUAUGUGCUUGCUACAACAAAGAUCGCAAUGAAAGGAAGACUGUGUGGCACUUAGCUACCAGCUCCAAAGAUGCUGGUAAACAUAAAGCACCUGGCAACACAACCUACGACGAGGCAAUUGAUUCUGUUACAGGUCAAGCGGAAAGAAUGGCAACACCUAACACAGCCGAAGAUGCUGCCGAGCACAUGGCGAAACAUCCAAUUCAAACCCAACUGAAGGAAGAGGAAGAGGAAAUUUAAUGUCUCUUAUAUCACAUGUAAUCACUUAAAUGGGAAGCGCCUAAUUAAGUUAUAGAGAGAAAAAACCUGGUCUUAAACAACAGUUGGCCAUUCGAUCAGGGAUGGACAGCUGCAAUUGAAACAUUUCGUGAUCAGUUAGGUGGAAUGUUAAAAUACAAGUCCAGUUAGAGUGUUCAAAUAAAGGAGAGCGCAUCCACGGCA